Messenger RNA from Drechmeria coniospora, 2847 nucleotides. RefSeq names its product Serine/threonine-protein kinase. The transcript is spliced from 3 exons. The record is from RefSeq and is a predicted model, not a curated record. The coding region runs from base 1 to 2847 and encodes 948 amino acids. Gene Ontology annotation, biological process: peptidyl-serine phosphorylation; protein autophosphorylation; autophagy. NCBI's taxonomy places the organism in Eukaryota, Fungi, Ascomycota, Sordariomycetes, Hypocreales, Ophiocordycipitaceae. Gene Ontology annotation, cellular component: cytoplasm; autophagosome. Gene Ontology annotation, molecular function: ATP binding; protein serine/threonine kinase activity.
AUGACGAGUCAACACGAUGUCCCACCCUCCAGCUCCCGGAGGUCGAAUGGGCGGAACAUCGGGCAGUUCGUCAUCGACAAGGAGAUUGGUAAAGGCAGCUUUGCCCAGGUAUACAUGGGUUGGCACAAGGAAUCCAAAGCCGCCGUUGCCAUCAAAUCCGUCGAACUCGCUCGGCUGAACAAAAAGCUCAAGGAGAAUCUCUAUGGCGAGAUCCAGAUUCUCAAGUCCCUCCGCCAUCCUCACAUCGUCGCCCUCCAUGACUGCGUCGAAUCCUCGACCCACAUCAACCUCAUCAUGGAGUACUGCGAGCUCGGAGAUCUGUCCUUGUUCAUCAAGAAGCGGGACAAGCUCAUCACGCAUGCGGCCACGCACGAAAUGGCCCGCAAGUACCCCGUUGCCCCCAACUCUGGUCUGCACGAGGUCGUCAUUCGCCAUUUCCUCAAGCAGCUGGUCAGUGCCCUCGAGUUCCUGAGGAGCAGAAACUACGUCCAUCGAGACGUGAAGCCGCAAAAUUUACUCCUCCUGCCGCCUCAGUCCUUCCGGGACCGGGGCCGCUUCCACAUCAUGUCGGCCAGCCAGGACUCGCUGAUACCCUGUGCCGGCCUCGAGUCGCUGCCGAUGCUGAAGCUUGCCGACUUUGGUUUCGCCCGCGUCCUGCCCUCGACCUCGUUGGCCGACACCCUUUGCGGCUCGCCCUUGUACAUGGCGCCUGAGAUCCUUCGCUACGAACGAUACGAUGCCAAGGCCGAUCUGUGGUCCGUCGGCACCGUCCUCUACGAAAUGGUCACCGGCCGACCUCCCUUCCGCGCGAGGAACCAUGUGGAGCUGCUGAGGAAGAUCGAGGCGGCCGAGGAUGUCAUCAAGUUCCCCCGCGAAGUUGUCGUCACCGCCGAUAUGAAAGCCCUCAUACGGGCGCUGCUCAAGAGAAGUCCGGUGGAACGGCUCAGCUUCGAGAACUUCUUCGCCCAUCCCGUCGUUACUGGCGACAUUCCAGGCUUGAUCGAGGAUGACGUGCCGAAGCUGUCGAGGAGGGAGCUGGAGACGAUCCCGCAGGGUGAAGCCCUCCCCACCGCCUCCUCUCCCGUCGCCCCUGCGCGAUCGAAUUCCCAACGCCACACCAGUGCCGAGCCGCCUAGAUCUCCCCGAGAGCAGCAGCCGCGGUCGCCACAGACCGGUAAUCCAGGUGACGUCCGGUACCGCCGACAAUCGGGCGACGUUCCGCGGCUCGCCCAGUCUCCUCGCGGCGGCGGCGGCGAAGGUUUGGGCAUCCGGCGACCGUCCCCCCAGUAUGCGACUUCGGCGCCAAACUACGUGCCGCAGCUGAGCAGCAGGCCAUCGCGUGAGAGGGUCUUGUCUCAUGGCACGGCUCCGUCGGAGGCACGCAGGCAUAAUGCCGUCGCUGCCGCGAGUCGCCAUGUUGCCGCCGAGGACCAGGCCGCGCAGGAUGUCAUGUUCGAGAGGGACUACGUCGUUGUCGAAAGGCGACACGUCGAAGUCAACGCUCUCGCCGACGAGCUGGCCGCAAAUCAAGCGCCUCACGGGUCGAAGGGAACGCAGAUGGUUCGCAGAAGCACGCAGCAGGGCGCUCCGACGUCCACGACGGGUGCCGUUUCUUCCGCCCCGGCGUCUCAGACCGCCCUGGUCGCGCAGGGGCGAGCUGGCCAGGGACGACGGGCGUCUUUUGACAAGGCGCUUGCCUCGAGUCCAAACUCGGCCUCGAGUGCCAUAUCAAAGGCAAUCCAAGAUGCCAGCCUCCGACUCUUCGGCUUCAAGGUGGCGCCCGUUCGAGCGGCGCAGGGCCACUCGCCGCCCAUGUAUCAGCCUUUCCCGGCCUAUCCGACCCCGUCCGCGCCGGUGGCCCUCAUCGGGGAUGGCAGGGGCAGCAGCCAGCUGGUCGACGAGGACGUACGAGCCAAGGAUGCCAUGGAGGAAUACGCCGAGAGGAGCGACUGCGUCUAUGGCUUCGCCGAAGUCAAGUACAAGCAGCUCGUUCCUCUCGCGCCGUCGAUGGACCACGGGCUCGGAGGCGUCACGGCCGAUCAGCUCGCCGAGGAGGAGGACGGUCUGACGGUCGAAGCCGUCGUGUCCCUGUCGGAAGAGGCCCUGGUUCUCUACGUCAAAUCGCUCGCGUUGCUGGCCCGGGCCAUGGACAUUGCCAGCGUCUGGUGGACCAAGAAGAGUCGAGGCGGUUCGAGCACGGGCGCGUCCGCGGCCGUGUCGGAGCAAGUGACGCAGAAGAUCAACGCCAUCGUCCAGUGGGUGCGGCAGCGCUUCAACGAGGUCUUGGAGAAGUCCGAGAUUGUUCGUCUGAGGCUGACCGAGGCCCAGAGGCUGCUGCCGCCGGACCACCCGAGCCACCCGUCCAACCAUGGGGAGGAUUCCUUCGCGACCUCAUCGGGUUCCAGCGCGAAGCAGGUGUUCCUCACGCCUGGCAUCAGUGCCGAGAUGCUCAUGUACGAUCGUGCUCUGGAGAUGAGCCGGGCGGCGGCAAUCGACGAGGUGACGAACGAGAACCUGGCUGGCUGCAAGAUCUCGUACGUUACGGCCAUUCGUAUGCUCGAGGCCGUGCUCGAGGCCGACGACGGCUCCUCGAGCCGCAUGGCCGUCUCAGCUGGCAAGGAGGCUGCUCGCGGCACGAAGGAGCGCGACGGCGAUCUCGACAGCGACGAAGAGGCGCAUGUGCGAAAAAUGAUAAAAAUGAUCACCGCCAGGCUCGCCUCAGUCACGAAGAAGCAGCAGAUGAUUGACGAGGCCAACAGCAAGGAGCAGCAGGCUCAGCUGCAGGCUCCGCAGCGUCAAAGCGGCGACGUGACGCCGCGCAGCGUCCCUUCCUACGGCUCGACCUGA